UAUCUUUCCAUCAUUUCUAAGCUUGUAAUUAGAUGAAAAAUUGAAAAAGUAAUUUUUUGACUUCUCAUAGAGUUAACUCAGUAACACUUUAGAUCUGAAUUCUAGAAGUUUCUACUUUUAUCAAUCAUUUAAAUAACUAUAUAAGUUUUAAGUAUUGUUAAGUCAAUGAAAUACUCAAUUCAAAAAUAGUCGCUACAAAAACAACCAAAAUGCCGCGAAUUAAUGUUAAGAAAAAAAUUGAAAAAUUAAAUAGUUUUGUUAAAGUUAGCGAUAAAAUGGUUUACUUUAAAAUGUAUCAUUCUUUAGUGCUAAAGGAAUCGUACAAUUAUAUGGACAUUGAGGAUGAUAUAAAGGAAAUUGUAAAAAAAAACUUUAAUGCUAAUUGCGACAUUCACUAUUUAGGAUCUAGAGUUAUCGGACUUGGAUAUAAAAGUGAAUCAGAUUUGGACUUGUUCAUCGACAUUGGAAAAAGAUAUUUCAAGAAUCGGAACUAUAAUAGGGACGUGGAAAUUGUGGAGCAAUUAAAGAGAUUUUUUGAUAAUACUCCUAAAGAAUGGACUUUUAAAAAAUUAAACUACUCAGUUCCUUCGAUAAAAGCAAUUCACAUCAAAACCGGCAUUGUAUGUGAUAUAAGUGUAACAAACGGAUUAGCAGUGCAUAAUUCGAAGUUAAUAGGCCAUUUGUUUAAACUUCAGCCAGAAUGUGUGGCUUUAUUUCAUUAUCUCAAAAAAUGGCUCAAAGUUUUCGAUGUUACUUUUAAAGGAUUUUCUCUAACAUUAAUGCUCAUCUUCUAUAUGCAACACAUUCGUCAACUGCCAUCUAUAUGGGAAGUACAGCAAGGAGUUUAUCCUGAAAUCUUCAUAGAUAAAUAUGCUGUUCAUUUUGAUCCUAACAGAUCCCGAGAUUACUAUGGCAUAACUGAAAUAACAAAUUUUAAGGAACAUAUUAAAGGGUUUUUUGACUUUUACAAUCAUUUCAAUUAUCGAGACUAUAUCAUCUGUGCAUUCAGUGGAAGAUCAAUCAGGAAAGAUUGUUACAUUGACAGAAUUGAUUCUAAAACUCCAGUGACAAUUGCAGCACCACUUUUACGAAGAACAAAUUGCGCAAAAUACAUAACAAAUUUGCAAUUGGCUGUAUUUAAGGAAGCUUGUGAUUUUUCGGUUAAAUAUCUAAAAGAGUACAAACUUCCUCCGCCUUCCAAGGAUUAUGAAUUCUAUAAUUAAAAAAAAAUUAAAUUACUCUUGAGAUUACUUUUUAUUAUUUUUUAAAUUUUUUAAACUUUGUUGCAUUCAUUAGAAUUGAAUAAAAUGCAUCAUGAAGAA
Molecule: messenger RNA, 1322 nt
Organism: Chironomus riparius
Lineage: Eukaryota; Metazoa; Arthropoda; Insecta; Diptera; Chironomidae
Source: the annotation of a GenBank genome assembly